This is a messenger RNA of Phycodurus eques (leafy seadragon), 1168 nucleotides long. RefSeq names its product PYM homolog 1, exon junction complex associated factor (gene pym1). Gene Ontology annotation, biological process: exon-exon junction complex disassembly. Gene Ontology annotation, molecular function: RNA binding. Lineage: Eukaryota; Metazoa; Chordata; Actinopteri; Syngnathiformes; Syngnathidae. Bases 258 to 866 code for a protein of 202 amino acids. Gene Ontology annotation, cellular component: exon-exon junction complex; cytoplasm. The transcript has 3 exons. The record is from RefSeq and is a predicted model, not a curated record.
CGCUCGGAGAAAGCGUUCGCUUGUUUUGCCGGCUUGCAUCUCCCGAUGACAAAAUCAUGUUCUCGCACACCUGGUCUACUUUGCCACUCGUUCUUGCGUUAACAUCGAAUGUUGUCACGAGAGGGACCACCUCGAGGCCAACGUCAUGAAUUUAUUAUGCUAACGGUCUUGUAGUCUCUGCCUGUUUUGGGACGCGGAGUGUGGAGCUUGGGGGCGACGUUGGGACUGACCCACGGAGGGCAACAGAGCUCUUCAAAAUGGCAACCCCCUAUGUUACAGAUGAAUCUGGAAAAUACAUUGCCGCCACACAGCGACCGGACGGUACGUGGAGGAAACCGCGGCGGGUGAAGGAAGGCUACGUCCCCCAAGAAGAGGUCCCAGUUUAUGAAAACAAAUACGUGAAGUUCUUCAAGAAUAAACCAGGUCUUCCACCAGGCCUGAGUGCAUCUGAUGCCGAGCCACCACACCAGCUAAAGAUCCCGGGAUGUGCGGACAACGACACCGCUGGUCUCUCCAAGUCAGUCAAACGCAACCUGAAACGUAAAGAAAAGCGAAAACAACAGCAGCAGCAGCAGGAGCUGGAGGAGAACGAGGUCGACGUGGCGUCGCUCGCUGAUGCUGUUGAGAAUGUGACCAUCUCACAGGGCGGUGCGCACUCAUUCAAGGUGGCGGUGGCAGAGGAUUCCCCUGCAGUGGAAAAAGCCAAGAAAAUUAAGAAUAUGAGAAAGAAGCUGCGUCAGGUGGAGGAACUGCAGCAGAAGGUGGACUCAGGGGAAAUAAAGCAGCCAACGCAGGAUCAGUUGGAAAAGUUGGCCAGGGCAGCAGCUCUGCGAGACGAAUUAGAGCAGCUGGAACGCCACUCGUGAGAACGGACAAACUUGGUUGACGUCAUCCUCUGUGAUUCCAGCCUCCAUUUUACGUCUUCAUGAUGAACACUGAGUAGUGACUCAUGCCAAGUCUGCCCAUUUAUUUACAUUUUACACUCAGCUUGGCCCCGAUGUUCAGUUGUAAACAUCUUUAAAAAAACAACCUAUGUUCUGUCUCUUCCAUUUUAUACCUUUUAAAAAACAAUGAGAAAGGAAGUGAUUUGUUGACGUGUGUGCUUUUUGAAUGAUCACAGCCAAGGCACCAUCUUUAUUAAAAGUACAUGCUGCAACAAAAUGAUCUU